This is a messenger RNA of Marchantia polymorpha subsp. ruderalis, 2652 nucleotides long. The record is from the annotation of a GenBank genome assembly. NCBI's taxonomy places the organism in Eukaryota, Viridiplantae, Streptophyta, Marchantiopsida, Marchantiales, Marchantiaceae.
AAAAAUCGGGUAGGAAAGAGCACGCCAUCGUUGAUGGAUCGUGCAAAUUCCGAAAUCUGUCGCUGCCUCUGAAAUCGAAUCUCGGGUGGGCAACGGAAUGGGACUGACGAAGGGUCUUCUCGUCAGUCCUUCUGCAGCACGAGACGGCGCUGCUAUAAAAAGAGACCGUGGAAUUUUGAACUCACGGCAUUUGCGCACGAUUGCGUCCCUUAGCCCUGCGGCCCGCCUUCUUCUUCGUUUCUUCUCCACUUCUCCUUCGUUCGGGCGGCGCGGGUGGAGACGCUCCGGCUGGUGGGGCUUGUCGUAUGGGAAACUCGCAAUUCUAGAACUCAGAUUUGGUAUACACAGUGCGGAAAGAAUCGAUAUCCGUGGGUUCGGCCGAUUCCCGCUCGUGUCAGGACGCAGCGCUGUUGCGAGUACACUACAGUGCAGGAUUUGAUCGAAUGCGCGUGAGGCUUGUUCUCGACUGACGCCGGAAGAAGUGCGAGCGAGAAUGCACGUCCUCGCGGGUGUUGGUGGUGGAUGCGAAUAAUCUGGCGACGAAUUAUAGUGUUCGUGUGCUUGGAGAUAUGGAGAAGUCUGUGUGUGAGGCAUUGAGAUCGAGAGGAAGAGUAUGAAAGAGAGAGAAGAGAGAAGAGAUAUUAUAUUUGUGUUCGUAGUUUGAGUGGCUGAAUAUUUCGGUUUCCGCAGUGCAACAUGUUGGAGAUUUCGUCCACGGCGGGAUGGAUCAGCACUUCCAUUUCGGUGCUGUUAGUUACAUUGGUCGUCGUUCUGCGGAAUUGGAAUUGGUGGAGCUAUGCGCCCAGUCUUCAGAAAGGCCAGGCUCCUCUCCCCCCCGGAGACAUGGGCUGGGCUGUCGUCGGCCACAUGCUUGACUUCCUCCGUGCGUUCAAAUCCCAAGAGCCUGACACUUUUAUCGGCAAUAUGAUCAAACGGUGGGGUCGAGUUCCACUUUACACUACUCACUUGUUUGGGCAGCCCACGGCGCUCGCAACGACCGCCGAGAGUAUUAAGCAGGUCUGCAUGAACGGCACAGUCUUCAAAUCCGGGUGGCCGAAGGCAACUCGCACCGUCCUUGGAAGAAAAUCAUUUUCCGUUCUCGAAGGCGAUGAACACAGGAGGCUCCGGAGGCUCACGGCACAAGGGCUCCAAGGACAAGAAGCGCUUAAGGCUUACAUCCCGCGAGUGGAAGAACUGGUCAAAGCGAAGCUUACGAACUGGGAAGCCUUAGGGCAGUUUAAGCUUGUGGAAAAGCUGCAACAGUUCACAUUCGAAGUGAUCACUUACGUUUUCAUGAGUUAUCCUGGCGGACCGCAAGCGCAAGAACUUCUUCACGACUUUGAACUGAUGGUUCAUGGUUUGCGCGCCAUGGCAAUAAAUAUUCCAGGCUUUGCAUAUUACAAAUCAUUGAAGGCCCGGAAGGAGGUGUUGAAAAAAAUCCAAGCAAUUCUUGAUGAGAGGAGAGCGACUAAGACCGCGAAUCAUGGAGAUGUGCUGGGGUCUCUACUGGAGAUGCAAGAUGAGAAUGGUUCUCACUUGACUGAUGAGGAAAUCAUUGACACUAUGCUGGUGUUCUUGAUUGCUGGUCAUCAAUCCUCAACUUUCUCUAUAAUGUGGGCCAUGAUCUUCCUUCAAAGGCACCCAGAAGCCCUGAAAGCAUGCCGAGAAGAACAGUUACGUAUUCGAGAGGCAAGAGAUCCAGGAGAGCCUCUUGCAUAUGCUGACUUCAGGAGCAUGAAUUUCCUCAAUGAUGUGAUAGACGAGACGUUGAGAAUCGUGAAUGUCUCUCCCUUUGUCUUUCGCAGAGUGACUGAAACGACUCAGAUUGAAGGAUUUACCGUACCGAAGGGGUGGUUCGUAGAAAACUGGUUUAGAGCAGUGCAUACGGACCCGGAAGUGUACCCCGAGCCCUAUGCGUUCAAACCUGAACGAUGGAAGACAUUCAGGCCCAAAGCAGGACAAUUUUCGCCAUUCGGUUUAGGCAAUAGGAGUUGUAUCGGCAUCGAGCUCGCUAAGAUGGAAAUGUCUAUUUUCCUCCACCUUGUUAUUUUGGAUUACAGGUAACCAUUUAGGACUUCAUUGGCGAUCGUGUCUAGUGCAAGCAGCUGCAAUGUGGGAGCCCAUCCAUCCUAAUGCGCCUGUUCGGUAUCUACCUCAUCCUCAACCUGUGGAUGGCUGUCUUAUAAACUUCUCACGAUUGUAGACUGUGGAUUGCUGAAGGCAUCUCUAUCAGUUGGAGACAAUUCGUCGACAAUGCUUCUGAUGGAAGCUCACUGGUUUUAGCAUGACAGGUUUGUAAAUAGCUGAAGGUGAAGACCCCGUUGUAAAGAAAGCAAAUCUCGAUUCAUGUCGAAUCUGUCUGAGACUUGUGGUACCUUCAAGAUUUUGGACAGAUUUCGAUAGGGUCUUUCAAGGAGAAAGGUUUGGAGUCCCAUCUUCAAUUAGGAGACGUAGGACACCCUCUUAUCCGUCCUGGAUGACAGUGUAAUAAACAGCUUAGAUGUACUAAGGAGGAAUGUGUCAAAUCUUAACUACCAGUGUGGCUAUCGGCUCUCAUCUGAUUUUCUAAAAUGUAUAUUAUAUUCUGUACAACCAACGAAAGGUCGAAGUCAUGAGAACCUUCCGUAAUGCUGAGGGUAGCAGCCAACUUCA